GGGAAGGCAGAUCAGAAACUCGUGAUGGGAUUUUCAUUUUUUUCAGUUCUUUUUAUUUUGGGUUUUGAUUUUUAUCUCUGGAAAUGUGCAGAGAUUUAUAGAGUAUAGAAACAGAACAAAGCCAGUAUCAGGCAGGCCUUUGCUCCUGCACUUUGUCCCUUUGUUGCUGCUAUGUACCUAGACAAUUCCAACAAGAUUGAAAGAACCAGGAGUUAAAAAACAGCACGAAAACCUGAAAUAUAGGGUUUUACAGAAAGAAAGAAUUUUGGAGGAGAUUGAAGAAAAGGAGUAAAAAUGGUUAGCUGUGGGAGGAGCGGUGCAGUGAGGCAGUAUAUAAGAUCAAAGGUGCCUCGUUUAAGAUGGACUCCUGAACUUCAUCAUUGUUUUGUUCAUGCCAUCGAAAGGCUUGGUGGUCAUGACAAAGCUACGCCAAAACUUGUUCUUCAACUGAUGGAUGUGAAAGGACUCACCAUUUCACAUGUGAAAAGCCACCUUCAGAUGUAUCGGAGCAUGAGAAGUGAUCUCGGCAGACAAGAUAGGGGUUCAACCCAUCAACGAAGACAAUCUUUUGAGAACCAUGAUGGAUGUGUUGAUGAAGUAAAUUGUAUUGGUUUUCACUCAACUUCGAAGCCCAUUGAAGAAUCAGAUUCUCAUUUGACCUAUUGUCCACUACCUUCAAAGAGAAUCGAGACGAGGAGUUCAAUCUCUGAUCAGAAUCUGCAAUGCGGUCAAGGAAUAUGUGAGACAGUCUCAAAUCCGUAUGCUUUUGAUGAUUAUCUGCAGACCAUGGCGAUGCAUAUGGGAAUAAAGGAAGGUAAUGGUGCUUUCAUACGGGAGCACACCCAGUCUCACUCUCAGGGUCAAUCUACCACAACCUUCUCUCUUCCUCAUGAUCUUUCCAACCUCAACCCUUUCAAAUAUUCAGCGGGAGAAUCUGAUUUCCUUAAGGUUGCCAAGGUAAAAGUAGAAAAGUAUCAGAAACAUGCAAAGGAGCAAGACAGUAAACAUGUCCAAGGUAAUGUAAGGGACGAAAAUGAAGGUGGCUGCGAAUUAUCAUUGUCACUGUCAUUGCAUUAUCAUCCAUCUUCCAACAGAAGUAACACUUCUUCCACAAGUGAAAUCAGCAGCAGCGAGGCAUUCUCAUCAUACUCAAGGUCUGUCUAUGAAGACUGCUGGGGCUCUUCCUCCUACACCCAACAUAGUAUAAACUUAGAUCUAUCUAUUGCUCUUUGUGGCAACUAAUAUUUUUUUUAUUUUCUCCCUUUCAUGAAUAUAUCUGGUUAAUCAUGUUCUUAUGGUUUAGCUUUGGAGCUCAUCCAGGUUUUGGUUUUAGAAUGUAUGACUUGAA
This is a messenger RNA of Durio zibethinus, 1348 nucleotides long. RefSeq names its product myb family transcription factor MOF1-like. The record is from RefSeq and is a predicted model, not a curated record. Lineage: Eukaryota; Viridiplantae; Streptophyta; Magnoliopsida; Malvales; Malvaceae. Gene Ontology annotation, molecular function: DNA binding; DNA-binding transcription factor activity.